AUGACUUUCCGAGGAGCUGUUUUUAUCACCUGUAUUUUAGGACAUUAUUACUUAAUUUCAGGUGAGUUUUAAUGAUCUUUGUUUUGAAAAGGAGUCAAAUUACCCGAAAAAAUGUGCACGUAAGCUAAAUUAGUAAGAGCAUGUGCUCCUCAUUUCAUGCCUGAUCAUGCUGAACGAGGUGACCGUAUAAAUUGGCUCUGUGUAAGUACAUAGUCGGGCUCUGAAUAGCUCCAAUUGAUUGUUCCUUUAAAUAAAUAUUCUGUGGGGUUUCCCCGGACUCGCGAUAAAGUUUUUUUUUCCUUGUCACAUUAUACCUAAGAUCAUAGAAAAGUAAGAUCGUUUGUCUCACGAUUUAGUCGCUUCCGGUGAAGAUAGCGACGUGUCGACUGCUUACAGGUAGUCUUCUGAGGGUAAUGAGUUCGUUAUCUAGAGAAAAACGUCAAGUGCCUUAUUUUUAUAGACUCUGUUGAGCCAUCGUUAUAAAAUAAGCCUCUCCUUCCCUUUUCCCUGAUAGAAAAAGAAAGAGAAUCCAUCAUAUGACUAUCAUUAUGCUAUGAUAAUGAUUACAUACAUUUAGGCUUUUUUCAUCAAAGAAAUGCGUACUUUAUUAGGUGUUUUGUAAUUCUCAUUGUGACUCUGAAUGAGCUCUGAUUAGCCCUCUCCUCAGCCACCCUCUUUAGUGAGCCACCAGACUGGAGGGCUCCGAAAUUAGCCAUGAGGUUCCUCGAGGGCUCAUUAGACGGUUGUGGAAUAAUUUUACCUUGCCAUGAUGAACAACCACAGCAUUGUUUACGAAAAACCUGAUCUAGGUACUGUCAGCACUUUAUUUGUAAAGUUCCAAUAAAUUUAGUGUUUUCAGCUCUCUUGCACACAAUAAAAAAAACUUGUAAAAAAAGAUGUAAUUUCCGAAACAGUAAACGAUUUUAAUAGAAAAUAGAUGUUAGCCCAAAAGAAAACAUCGAAACGUGUGGGGUCGAGCCCUAACCGCGGUUAUUGUGUUGUGUUCAUGCGCCUAACACUUACUCAGUGUUAGUAUCUCUCCCCGCUCAGGAGUAUUUCGAUGGGUAAUGAAAAUCUGUCAGAGAAACCCAGCUCAAAAGAGGCUGAGGGAGACACCUUUAAUGGACUGGCGUCCCUUCUAUUAGAAGCCUGGGCCAGGCUGCUUAAAGCCGUGUUUAGAUCAACCCAGGGUUAGUGUGAAAUCUGAUUUCAGAUUUGAAAGCUUUAAUAGAAAACUCACUAUCAUUCCUUUUAUCUAUAACUUGAUGAUUGAAUACUCUAAAAAGGAUAGAGAAAAUUGUCCAAAAGGGGCUUUUGAACAAAGGAAUAAAGAAACCCGGAUUAAAAUUUAACCCAGGGAAAGCGCUAAUCGGUCUUCGGACAACUGCACCCUGGCCCCUUAAUGCUGCAACGGAAACCUGGAUUUGCUCCUGUCUUUUGAGACAAUAGGCCAGAGAGCUCCUUUGACCUGAUAAUUAGAUCAUACUUAUUCAUAACUCCCGUAGUAUUCCUGUCAACAGAAAAGGGGAGCCAGAUUUUUGAAUGCAGAAAGAUAGCGAUCCUCUUCUUAUCAAAUAAAUACGUUACUGCGCCUUUCAAUAACACACAAACUAUGGGGUUUCGAGCUCACCUACAUUUCAUUCCAUUCUCCGAUCAAUCUUUUAUAUAACGGAAAUCAUGGGGCAGAAAGAGAUAAACACAUGAACAUAACCUUACCAGUGUAUUUGUUUUCUAAGAGGACUGAAAAUUUAUUGACGGCAGCGUUAGACGUAUUUUCAGUGAUGCAUCUCUACAUCGAUUGUCCAUAUUGCAACUGAAAUGUCCUUCCUCAAAAUGAUUAAUUUGUACCACAGUAACAGACUUCCUACCAUAAACUUUCUUUUAAGAUUGGGAAAGGAAUGCGUAAGUUCAACAAAUUUAUGUUCCGCCUUUUUUUUAAUCUUUGCGCCCUUACCAAGUCUAUCUCACAAAGCACAGCGAGCCGCUCUUGUGUCAAUGAAACUAAAAGUUUCGCAUUCUUUCCCUUACAUUUUUCUUAAAUCAGGUGUUACUGCUCUGAAGCCCAAGAUCUCGGUGGUCGAUAAGGCUGUUGUUGCAAGAAAAGGUUCCACAGUAACCUUGAUGUGCUCUGCCACGAGGGUUAGAAAACUUACAACCUCAAGCUCUUGGAAGUUCAACAGAUAA
This is a messenger RNA of Pocillopora meandrina, 2184 nucleotides long. The record is from the annotation of a GenBank genome assembly. NCBI's taxonomy places the organism in Eukaryota, Metazoa, Cnidaria, Anthozoa, Scleractinia, Pocilloporidae.